Molecule: messenger RNA, 1152 nt
Organism: Schistosoma intercalatum
Lineage: Eukaryota; Metazoa; Platyhelminthes; Trematoda; Strigeidida; Schistosomatidae
Source: the annotation of a GenBank genome assembly
AUGUCUGAAUAUUAUGAAGGCGAUAAUUCAUGUGUACGUUGUCUACGUAGUUCACCGAUUGCAUCUUUAGUUGGUUUCAUUAUUGUAUUAUUGGGCGGUGGCGCUUUUGGUGGAGCAAUCAUUUUUGCAAGACGUUAUUUAAUUACACUUUUAAAUGCUCCUAAUCUAUUCCCUUACUUGGACUAUGCUAUUUAUGGUCUAGUCGGAGCAGUAGGAUUAUUCUCACUGUUAGCCUACUUACUAUGUGCUCUGUCUUCCGGUUGGAAUGCAAAACACUACUUUGAAAGUAGCCGAAAAGCAUGCUGCGGAAGAUGCUGUAAUAUGACGCUUAUCAUACUUUUAGUGACGGCUGUCAUAUUAUGGUCAGCUAUCGCAUGCCUAGUUAGUUACCCAGUCGUCAGUAUUGCGCUCUUGUUAUACCGAAAUGAAGGACCUAGUCGUUUACGACUAGCCUCUGUCGGACAAAUGACUUCAGCUUACCAUGAUGGUCAAGUGAAUUUUCUUAGUCCAAGCAAUAGUUAUACACGUGAAAUGUUCAAUACCAAUGGGAAAAUAAUAAAACGACGUGAUACAAAAGAAUGGUUUCCUAAUCAUCCUAGUGAUUUCGAUACAGAUGAAAGUACUAUUGCCAUACCGGAUGAUAUUCAAGAUAACCUUCAAACAGAUCCAUCUACUUUAAGCAGAGAUCUAACAGCUACGGUGACGAGUCCAAAAAUGGUCGAUCAGCCACCACCGGUGAUAAGUUCAUUUGUUGAUGAUAAUUUACCAUCAUCGUCAUCAUCGUCAAUACCAUCAAAAUCGUCUUUAAAACCUUUAUCAAAAAAAAUUAUAAAACAAGUAAUGAAUGAUGCUCUUAGUAUUCCAGAAUCUAUCAAAUUGUUUCAUCAAUGUAGUCAAGAGACAUUUGAUUUAUCUUAUUACGGUCUAUACGAUGCCAAUGGUUUACCGAUACAUAUUGCACGAGCUAAUUUCUCUGAAAGAAUAUAUGAUAUUUUAGUCUGUGUAAUUCUCGCUAUCGCUGGUAUAUUCCUAUUACUGUUCGGUUAUAUACAAAUAAUUAUUUGUACUGCUAUGAAUUAUGCUCGAAUGCAAGAGGCUAGAUAUUAUGAAACAUCUGAUGUUGGUGAAGAAGGUGUUGCAUUACAACAAUAA